This is a messenger RNA of Priapulus caudatus, 593 nucleotides long. RefSeq names its product sterol regulatory element-binding protein cleavage-activating protein-like. Gene Ontology annotation, molecular function: sterol binding. The transcript has 4 exons. The record is from RefSeq and is a predicted model, not a curated record. The coding region runs from base 120 to 593 and encodes 157 amino acids. Gene Ontology annotation, biological process: SREBP signaling pathway. NCBI's taxonomy places the organism in Eukaryota, Metazoa, Priapulida, Priapulimorpha, Priapulimorphida, Priapulidae. Gene Ontology annotation, cellular component: endoplasmic reticulum membrane; Golgi membrane.
GCGUCCAUUAGCGUUCGAACUAGUACUAACGCGUCAAUCUACCCCGAACGAUAAUCACACGGCAAUGACGAGUGCGCAGCCGAAACAACAGUAGAACGUGCGAACGACCGCUGUCAGCGAUGGAACAGCGUGAGAAGCCGGCGCCCCCUAGAGGGCUGGCGCGGUGCAGGGAGGCGGUCUCCUGCCUCUACCACCACCACGGCCUCUUCUGCUCCAGCCACCCCUACGCGAUGAUUCUCUUCGUCAUCGUUCUCUUCUGCUACGUCUGCUACCCGCUGACGCGCUUCCCGUUGCCCGGCAACGCGCCCGUCGAGUUUGCGACGACGCGGAAGGAGUUUGAGUAUCUGCGGCAGACGAACGGGACGGAGACGUUCCGCCCGCGCUGGUACAACGGAUCCCCGAUGGCAUACAUGCAGCAGGUGCUGGUGAAGGCAGUCGUGAGGUCCCUUUGGGUAGCCGACCAGCAGCUGAUCCCACCGGACGCGUUCCGCGCGCCCCUCAGCAAGGUCUUUGACGUCGUCGACGUCAUCAACUCCUUCAAGGUCACCGUGAUGGACAGUGAUGAGGCGCUUAGGGAUACUAUAUGCUUUUAA